Anoplophora glabripennis (Asian longhorned beetle) is the source of this 3377-nucleotide messenger RNA. Its product is annotated as monocarboxylate transporter 14-like. Gene Ontology annotation, molecular function: monocarboxylic acid transmembrane transporter activity. The coding region runs from base 614 to 2908 and encodes 764 amino acids. The transcript has 9 exons. Lineage: Eukaryota; Metazoa; Arthropoda; Insecta; Coleoptera; Cerambycidae. The record is from RefSeq and is a predicted model, not a curated record. Gene Ontology annotation, biological process: transmembrane transport; monocarboxylic acid transport.
UACAGUCCAUUAAAAAGAUUAAAGGAUCUCUAAAAUUGGAGGAAAAAUCUGCAAAUUAGCAGCAAAAUGUGCUUGUGUUUGAGCAUUUAUGUUCACUUUCAGGCCAGUCAGUCGGUUCGCAGACAUAUCGGCGACUAUCGUGCUCUCGCAAAGCGAAAGUUGGACGACCGUCACGGUAACCCGUAUCGACAUUAACCUUUACCAGACCGGAAUUUCUCCUGGAAGACCAAUAGAUUACACCCAUCCCAAAGGAAAUCUCCGGAUUACAAACUAGGCGAUUUUUUCCAAUAUGGCUGUCAAGGAAGAGUUUGCUCCUGAACAUUCCGCCUAAAGUCGAACAUAACACUAACAAGGGUACAGCUUUGACUUUCCAAAGUUCCCAAUUGCCCGUCAUUGAUGAGAGGUCACGAGGAACACCCUUGCGCCACUUACUCCACUCCGGAUACCCAACUAGGUAGAGAUCCCAAGCAGAAGCUGCAAGGCUGGUCCAAGCGCUGGAUGCAGACCAAGAAGCGGUACAUCUUAGAUUUAAUACCGGUCAAUUGAACGGGUCCUAGUCAAAUCAGUAUUCCUUUGAAGAAGUUUUUUGUUGUCGCCUUAGCCUGUGUUAAAAAUGGACGACUCAGGUGAGAAGUCCUUGGCUCCAUUGGCAUCACUGUCUGUUGUAGCGCCAUCUCUAGACUCGAGCCCCAGCAAAACUCCCCAGAAAAAUGAUGUCGUAGUACCGAUUGAGAAUGAUAAGACUGAGGUAACUUUUAAAUCUGGCACGAGUUCCUCCUCGUCUUCCAGUGCAGAAGAAGAAGAAGAAGAAUUGGACAAGCCUAAGAUCCCCGAUGGAGGCUGGGGUUGGGUGGUAGUUUUCGCAUCUCUUGUUGCUUCCAUGAUAGCCGAUGGAAUUAGCUUCUCCUUUGGCAUACUUUUCGAUGAAUUUAAGGAAGAAUUCGGAGCCUCUAGUUCUGCAACUUCCUGGAUAGGCAGUCUUUUCGUGUCCGUGCCUUUGAUAACUGGUCCUAUCAUGAGUGCUUUGGUCGACAAGUAUGGCUGUCGCUCCAUGACUAUAGUAGGAGGACUAGUAUCUGCUUUAGGCUUCAUCAUUAGCUGGAAAGUGACCCAUAUCGGCGUAAUGUAUUUAACUUUUGGCAUCUUGUCUGGAUUGGGUUUGGGUCUGUGCUAUGUUACGGUCGUGGUCUCUAUCGCUUUUUGGUUUGACAAGAAGAGAACCCUUGCCGUUGGAUUGAGCGCCGCAGGAACUGGUAUCGGCACGUUCGUUUUUUCACCUUUCACCACUUACUUGAUGUAUCAGUUUCACUGGAGAGGUACUACGCUGAUUUUGGCCGGAACCCUUCUCAAUAUGUGUGUGUGUGGAGCUCUCAUGAUCGAUCCGGAUUGGAUUAUCGAACAGAACAAACAAAAUUCAAAACUCACUAAAUCAGGAAAAUCCAGCAAAACAAGCCUUGAAUCAGUCUCAUCCACGAAUCCAGCAAACUGUAUUAAUAUUAAUGAAUUAAAGAAGUUGCUGCAAAGUGGAAAAGACGCUGAAUAUUUCUUACAAACUUUGGAAACGAGCAUGGAGUCCCAAGCUCCAGAUAAAACCACAUUAAAAAACGUCCACAAUUCAGUACUGAACCUGCCUACAUAUAUUAAACAAAACGAAAAGGUACCUAUUGAAGUAUUAGAACAGUUAGCAAGUAAUAAGAAAUUGUACAACAUAAUUUUAACAAACUAUCCGAGUUUGCUCUUAUGUAGAAGUACAUCUGAUAAAGAACUCAACAAAUUGGAAGUAAAUGCCUCGCAGGUGGAAAGGGUACCUGUAACCGUAAGCAUAAAGUUAAAAAAAGAAGACAAGCCUAACGCUCUCGUCCAUCAGGAUUCUUUACCAGAGGAGCACAUAACCGCCAUGGAACCAUUAAUGCAAAAAAAAUCCACAGUUCCAGAAAUGCCUCCCUCCAGGAAUGCAUCUUUCCCAUGGCUUAAACAGUACCAUGUACAGUCACAAAGGCAAAAUUAUUUGAGAAAUUUGAAAUUCCAUUGGCAAUCCUUGAUGGUACGUCGUGGGGCUAUGAUUAAUACCAACAAAUACAGAUUUAAAGCUUCCAGCUGUCCGAAUAUAUACAGAGUGUCCAUGGUAACCAUUCCAGAGAGAGACGAGAAAUGGUACUCGGAACUGGUUGACAUGGUGGAGGGAAUCUUAGAUUUUUCGUUAUUCUUAGAACUUCAUUUUCUCUUGAUGUCCCUAUCGACCAUAAUACUUUUUGUUUGGUUUAUAGUGCCGUACUUUUAUUUGGUUGAGCUUAUGAAACAAAUGGGCUAUGAUAAAAAUAGCGACGUGCCUCUCACGAUAGCCAAUAUCGGCAUCACCAACACCAUCGGUAUGAUUGUUCUUGGAUGGGCUGGUGAUCAACAUUGGAUGAAUAUUACGAAAACAUACGCAGUUUGCCUAAUGCUUUGUGGAGUUUCAUGUGCUGGUAUGAUGUAUUUCGUACAAAACUUCAUAAUGCUACAAAUAUGCGCCGGAUUAUUCGGUGUAUUUCUAUCAAGUUCUUUUUCAUUCACUCCUGGUAUACUCGUCGAGUUGGUACCUUUGGAAAGAUUUACUGUGGCUUAUGGACUCCAGUUACUUUGCAUGGGGAUUGGCAUACUUGUAGGACCGCCCUACGCAGGUCAUUUGUUUGAUGUGACACAAACUUGGGAUCAAACGUUUUACCAAGGCGCCAUAUGGAUUGCGAUUUCGGGUAUAUUAAUAGCUAUCAUUCCAUAUACUAAGAACAGAAAAAUAAUAGGAAAUGGACCGAUCGAAAAAGAGAUAGAGGGUGCAGCCGACAGGAGCAUAUAUCUACUUAUAAUUCUGCCUAUGUUAGUAGCAUCAAUUGUAUUAGUUAUGUAUUACACCAUUGCAACUCUUGUAUAACUCUGUUUUUGUGUAUUAGAAAAAUAUGGACAUUGCUACUUACUGCAAUUUUGUGUAGUCAUUUAGAAAAUAAAGUACUUACAAUCUGCUAUAAUACGAUUGGGAACAAAACUGCAUUGGAAUAUAGUUCCUCUUCUGUUGUGCAAUUAUUUCAGAAACAUAUUUUACAAAAUAAACAAACCAUAAUAUUCCAUAAUCAUAAACUACAACAUGUCUUCUAAUAGUAUUUAUAACUUACAGUUUUCAUGAUAUUAUUGAUAUUCAAUAUAUUUUUUUAUAUGAUUCUCAAGAAAGAGUACAAUUUGUAAGGAUAGUUUUACCAAUGUGUGCACAAUGUAUUAUUAGACUAGAAAACAUUUCAAGACAUGCUAAACGAUAUAGUGACAAUUCUUAUAAGGUUAAAAUGAAUGGAAGAAGAUAAUAAAAUUGUAUCACAUUUGAAAAAUUAAAUCUAUACAUAUAUUAUGAA